Messenger RNA from Astyanax mexicanus (Mexican tetra), 1875 nucleotides. RefSeq names its product zinc finger protein 239-like. Gene Ontology annotation, biological process: regulation of transcription by RNA polymerase II. NCBI's taxonomy places the organism in Eukaryota, Metazoa, Chordata, Actinopteri, Characiformes, Acestrorhamphidae. The record is from RefSeq and is a predicted model, not a curated record. The transcript has 2 exons. Gene Ontology annotation, molecular function: DNA-binding transcription factor activity, RNA polymerase II-specific; RNA polymerase II cis-regulatory region sequence-specific DNA binding. The coding region runs from base 217 to 1104 and encodes 295 amino acids.
CAGCUGACACCGUCUCUUCGAAAGUGAAGGAUACUGCAGUUGUUUGGGUCACUUUCGCAACACAUUUUAGAAAUGAAAAUGUUCUCCUAAAAUUCAUCACCAACAAAAAGGAUAUUUAACUAAGAGGAAUGUUAAACUGCUGAAAGAGGUGAAGCACAAGCCAUCCUGAAGAAUCUCCAGAACACGCAGAAGUUGUUUGAUACAUUUAACAGACAAAUGAAGCCAAGUCCCAACAUGGAGAAACAGCAGAACUCUGUCAAGAGUUUUACUAAACAGAGUAAUCUCAAAAAACACCAGCGCAUUCACACAGGAGAGAAACUGUAUCACUGCUCAGACUGUGGGAAGAUUUUUACUAAACAAAGUGAUCUCAAAAUACAUCAGCGCAUUCACACAGGAGAGAAACCGUAUCACUGCUCAGACUGUGGGAAGAGUUUUAAUCAAGGCAGUCAUCUCCAACAACACCAGCGCAUUCACACAGGAGAGAAACCGUAUCACUGCUCAGACUGUGGGAAGAGAUUUAUUGAACAGAGUACUCUCAAACGACACCAGCGCAUUCACACAGGAGAGAAACCGUAUUACUGCUCAGACUGUGGAAAGAGUUUUAAUAGACUGGAGACUCUAAAACUGCACCAGAGCAUUCACACAGGAGAGAAACCGUAUUACUGCUCAGACUGUGGGAAAAGUUUUAAUCAACAGAGUACUUUCCAAAUACACCAGCGCAUUCACACAGGAGAGAAACCGUAUUACUGCUCAGACUGUGGGAGGAAUUUUAAUCAUCAGAGUAAUCUCAAAAAACACUGGCGCAUUCACACAGGAGAGAAACCGCAUCAUUGCUCAGACUGUGGGAAGAGUUUUACUACACCGAGUAAACUCAAAAAUCACCAGCGCAUUCACACAGGGGAGAAACCAUAUUACUGCUCAGACUGUGGUAAGAGUUUUAAUCAACAGAAUCAUUUCAAAACACACCAGCGCAUUCACACAGGGGAGAAACCGUAUCACUGCUCAGACUGUGGGAAGAGUUUUACUACACAGAGUGAUCUCAAACGACACCAGCGAAUUCACACAGGAGAGAAAACUAUCCCACAUUUGUCCCACAGCAAUUAAAAGUGCAAAUCGUAAAUCUUUCAGACAGAACACCUUAUCCUACACAAAUGUUUCACUCUGUUACUUGGGACACGUUCCACCAAAAACAAACAUGAACUAAAUUUAAUCAUGGAUUUUACAGGUUCAGCAAAAUGAAUCUUAACCAGGGAUGAUGUUUAUUGAAUUCCAUGUUGUGUUUUCUCGUAUGUUUAAUAUUCCAGGACAUUCUUUGUGAGACAGAGUUCAGUUCUGAAGAAGGAGAGGUAUUUUGGGUUUGAGUGAUGGACACUGAGAGCUCCCAAAAGUGAGACCCAGAGCCACAGAGAGACGACACUGUGCCGGGUACUGCCGUGUGGACCGGAGGAGCAUCCAGACCCUGCAGAGAGGCCAACAAAAUCCUUUCCAGAGGUUAAAUAAAAUGGUCAGCUGUAGUUCCCAAACUGAAAUCAACCUCCUCCAGGCUUGUGUAGCGCUGUAAGGUUGCAGGCUCAUUCACUCCCUCUGAUGGUGUUCUCGUUUGUCUAUGGUUCAGUCGUUCUGAUUAAAAAUCUGUUACCAUAGAGAGAUAUAGAUGGAUAUUUGGUCGUUGUAUUACUCAAGUUUUAUACUCACUUAUCUUUUUCUUAUUGAAUAUUAUAUGUUGCUGAAGUUUUUUAAAUCUACAAAUUUACUAAGAAUAUCCAAAUCAUGUGGUUUUUAAUUGUUUUUAUCCACUGCAAACUAUUAUCUUUGUAUGGCUUAACCUCUAUAUUUACUCAUCUGUUUGUUUUAAUAAACGGCUUUUAGAUUGCA